AUGUCUCUCUUCCGCACCAGCUUCACCCCUCAGGGUGACUUCGGUUCCCUCUUCCGACUACUGGACGACUAUGAUUCCCACCGCUCGACCCGCCAGCAGGAUCAGUCCUCACUGCGCUCCUUCUCGCCCCGCUUUGAUGUUCGUGAGAGCGGAGACGCCUAUCACCUGGAUGGUGAGCUGCCUGGAAUCGCCCAGAAGGAUAUCGACAUAGAGUUCUCCGACCCUCAGACUCUAGUCGUGAAGGGUCGCACCGAGCGUGAAUACCACACCGAACCCAAGGCCGAAGGCGAAGAUGAGGAAUCUGCUCCCAACCACCGUUUUUGGGCUUCAGAGCGCUCGAUCGGCGAAUUCCAGCGCACUUUCAACUUCCCCGGCCGCAUCAACCAGGACGCCGUCAAGGCCAACCUGAAGAACGGAAUUCUCUCCAUCCUGAUUCCCAAGGCCACUGCUGCCGCGGCCAAGAAGAUCACCAUCGAGUAG
This is a messenger RNA of Penicillium waksmanii, 480 nucleotides long. Its product is annotated as Hsp20/alpha crystallin family protein. Bases 1 to 480 code for a protein of 159 amino acids. NCBI's taxonomy places the organism in Eukaryota, Fungi, Ascomycota, Eurotiomycetes, Eurotiales, Aspergillaceae. The transcript has a single exon. Gene Ontology annotation, biological process: response to hydrogen peroxide; protein folding; response to salt stress. The record is from RefSeq and is a predicted model, not a curated record.